AUGCCCUCCACUCGGAAGGGUGGAGGGGAGGCCCUGCCGGGCAACACUGGCAAGCCGGCACGCAAGGAAAAGCGGCAGCUGGUUCGCUGGGAUCAGGACCUCGACACCCUCUUGCUUCUCACUGUUCAGUCGGCGUGCAAUCUGACGGGCGUCAAGGUUCCCUGGGAGAAGGUUGCCCAGCUUAUGGGUCCGAAGUUCACCGAAGGAGCAAUUGUACAACACCUGUCGAAGCUGCGCAUCCGUCGUGAGGCUGCCGGCCAGCGCGUUCCUCCCCCCCUACGUCGCUCCGUGACUGCCGCUGCCGCUGCUUCUGGUGGUGGUAAAGGCUCCAAGGCAGGAAGACGAAGUGCUCGCAAGCGCAAGGGCCACUCUGGUGGUGUGGAGGAUGAUUCCUCGGAUGACCUGGGCGCGCCGGGAGAGGAUGAUUCCGAUCCAGAGUAUUUCCAGGGCAAGAAAAAGCGCAAGUCGGGACGUUAUGCGCUCUCUACCUCUAAGAAGCCCAAGAUGACCAUGGAGGACGAUGAUGAGGAAGACGAGGAUGCUCUGAUGUGCGGCGGGGCCCCAUUCCUUCAACACCUCCAGCCCGAUACUUACCAUGACGGUAGCGACAGUGAUGAUAGUGACGAGGACUUGGACGAGGACUUCGAUUCUGAUUCCUGUACCGCCAAGACCAAGGUUGAGCAGGCUAGUCCGACAUCCCGUCCAUCGCGCGUGGUUAAGCUGCCUGUCAGUCUCCAAACCCAGGAUCAGCACGCCAUGAAGUCCAUCCGUAGCAAUGCUGACGCCAAUCCUCCCCCGUCGACUACCAUGGCAGGAAAUUGGAGCCAGACCUUCAUGCCCAACACUCCGGCUGUCAUGAGCAACAACCCUGUUCCGUCAUAUGGAAAUCAGGGUGCAUAUUAUCCCAGUCAAAUGGCAACGGGCCAGGGCACUGGCAACCCGCUUCAAGCCACACAGAAUCAAUUCUACUGGCCUUUGCCUACCCCAGUUGUCAACAGCCAAAUCCUUGGACGAGGGGAAUUCACCUGGUCUCCACAUGCGCCUGCCUUUGCUUCCGGACGAGGCGGCAUUCUUCAAGUCUCCGGCCCUCCACCGCCAAACUGGGGACCAGCACCAGCUCCGGCUACUGCUGAUGAGGCCCCGACCCAGGCCAUGGGCCUGAGCUCUCUAAACCCUGGCAAUCCUGACCCCAACUCUUGGUUCAUGGACUCGAGUCUAUUCAUGCACGAUGAUGAUGAUGAUGAUGAUGAUGAGGCUCAAGGUAGUCACAAUCAGCAUCUGGGCCAGGAGGAGUACUGAGCUACCCGGUAAAGCGGGGAUCCGUCAAUCUUCCAUCUGGUCCGUGAUAAUCCCGACAGGUUUCGAAGCUGGCAAUGCUACCUAUCUUCUUCGUCGAUGAUGGACAUGGUGUUUUUUAUUUUAUUUUCUCUUAUUGCGGUUGUUGAUAAGGCGAAUGAGUUUCCCGCUCGCUUGACGGGCACUGGAUUCUCGUUGCUUCCAGCGUGACUUCGACGUCAGAUGGAUUUUGUGGAAGGGCUGCUUCUUUGGCUUGCAAAUACCAUUUUCUGUCAGCUAGGAAGAACCGAC
Penicillium brasilianum is the source of this 1587-nucleotide messenger RNA. The record is from the annotation of a GenBank genome assembly. NCBI's taxonomy places the organism in Eukaryota, Fungi, Ascomycota, Eurotiomycetes, Eurotiales, Aspergillaceae.